Molecule: messenger RNA, 8546 nt
Organism: Sphaeramia orbicularis (orbiculate cardinalfish)
Lineage: Eukaryota; Metazoa; Chordata; Actinopteri; Kurtiformes; Apogonidae
Product: aryl hydrocarbon receptor-like
Exons: 11
Coding region: 458-3346 (962 amino acids)
Biological process (GO): regulation of transcription by RNA polymerase II; xenobiotic metabolic process; response to xenobiotic stimulus
Cellular component (GO): nucleus; aryl hydrocarbon receptor complex
Molecular function (GO): protein dimerization activity; transcription cis-regulatory region binding; nuclear receptor activity
Source: RefSeq, a predicted model, not a curated record
GCCCCGUGCAGAAAAAAAAAAAAAGAAAAAGAAAAAACCAAGACAGAGACGCACUCCAGUGACUCGGAAUUAUAAUAAUAAGGCUGUGUUGUUUAUCUAAAGAAGAGGGGCUGGACGUUGGUUCAGAUCUGCAGCCUUCCCUCGGCUUUUCCUCCCCCCUCCAGUAACUUUUUCUGCUCCUUCUUCCAGUCUGCUCUUGCUGCCUUUCCACCGAGCCAAGGUCAGCGGCAGUGACCGCCCACAGGAGCUGUCAGCGCGGCGUCGGAGCUCCACGGUGCCCGGCCUCUGUCCCACAUCAGCCUCCGUAAGCUCCAGGAAAUAAAGAUACCCGGACCGACACCGUUACGCACGCAUAGAGUAGGAAUAAGAGGACGAAAAGGUCAGCCUCGGAGGAGUAAAUGAGCUAGAACCGAGUUCAGCUCACGUCCAGUUUGUGAACUUUACGCGGAGUGACACCAUGUUGGGAAACCCGGGGACGUACGCGAACAAGAAGAGGAAGAAGCCCGUCCUCAAACAUAAAAAAACAUCAGAUGGGAGCGAAGUGGUCAAGUCCAAUCCGUCCAAACGCCACCGGGAUCGGCUGAACGGCGAGUUGGACCGGCUCACAGAGCUGCUCCCCUUUCCUGAAGACAUUCGCUCUCGUCUGGACAAACUGUCGGUGCUUCGGCUCAGCGUCGGAUACCUGAGGGUCAAGAGCUACUUCAAAGCGACCCUAAAGAACGGGAAUGGGAACAACAGUCUGGUGUUUCCAGGCAUCAAUGGGCAGAAUGGGAAUGGCAUGGACGCCUGGGGAUUCUCAGAAGGCGACCUGCUGCUCCAGGCCUUAAAUGGGUUUGUGAUCGUGGUCACGUCGGAGGGGUUGGUGUUCUACACCUCAGACACCAUCAAGGACUACCUGGGCUUCCAUCAGUCGGACGUGGUUCACCAGAGUGUGUUUGACCUCAUCCACACCGACGACCGGGCCCUGUUCAAGCAGCAGCUCCACUUCGCCUUUAACCCUCCACCAGCAGGAGCUUUGCAGGGUUGUGGUGAUACUGGGAUCUACAGUCCAGACCAGCUUCCACCAGAGAACUCCUCAUUUUUGGAGAGAAGUUUCGUAUGUCGCUUUCGGUGUCUUCUCGACAACUCGUCUGGUUUUCUGGCCCUUAAGUUCCAGGGACGACUGAAGUACCUUCAUGGCCAAAGCCUUUUGAGGGACAACGGGACAUGUGUCCAACCACAGCUGGCUCUGUUCUGCAUUGCAGUGCCAGUCCAGCCUCCGUCCAUCGUGGAAAUCAGGGCAAAGAUGCUCCUGUUCCAGACCAAGCACAGGCUGGACUUCACACCGACAGGCGUCGACAGCAGGGGGAAGAUUGUUCUGGGUUAUUCAGAGGCUGAACUGUGCUCAAAAGGUUCUGGAUACCAAUUCAUCCAUGCAGCUGAUAUGAUGUACUGUGCUGACAAUCACAUCCGGAUGAUUAAAACAGGAGAGAGCGGUCUGACAGUUUUCAGACUCCUGACAAAGUCAGGGAGCUGGAUUUGGGUGAAGUCCAACGCCAAAGUGAUCUUCAAAGGAGGAAGACCCGAGUUCAUCAUCGCAUAUCAGAAAGCUCUGGUUAACGCUGAGGGCGAGGACUACCUUCGCCAGAGGAGGCUUCAGCUGCCGUUCAGUUGCACCACAGGCGAGGCAGUCCUCUACAACUCCAGCCCAACUGUGGACAUCACAGAGUUCCAGUUCAAUAAAAUGUUCAACAGCAGCAAUGUGGAGAAGGAGGGAGAUCCUCAGUCUUUGCUGGACUGCUUCUUGAAACAGGAUCAUGGGCUCUACUCCCAGCCCAUUGAGUCGCCGUUACCUGUGGACCAGGUGUUCAUGGACAGCCGGGCCUUGGUCACCAUCGCUAAUGAUGCUUGGCAGGGAACUGGCUCCGAUGCAGUAGGAGACUCAGUCGUAGUGAAAGAGGAGGCUAAAACCUCAGUGAUGGCAGUGAUUGAAGGCCUGGAGAAAAUGGCUCAGAAUGGGGACUUUUGCGCAGCGUUGCAGAGUUUGGAGGUCGACGACACUCAGUUGCUGGAGUGGGAAAACACCCUGAGGAGAUUAAGCGAUGAUCAACAGAAUAGCCUGAGGUCUGACUUGGACACCAUUGUCACCAACGACAUAUUCGACUACAUUGACUCUGUUCUGUUUGAGGAGAAGGUGGACACCAGCCCUCCGAGCUGCCUCAGCGGCGUCGGCAACAAUCUGCAGGAGCCGUUCGCUCAGGCCAACCCCUUCCCAGCCACCGGGCUGUCUGAGCCACAGAUGUUUCGAACGCCAAGUCCCGAUUGCGCUUAUUCUCCUGUGAAUGGACUGUAUGCUCACCAGCAGGAUGCCAGGGGCUUGAGGCCGAGCUCAGAGGAUUCUCCAAUUUUCAACGGAACCCAGAAACUGUCCCACCCAGGGGUCCUGCAGGCCGAGGGCAACCUGCCGCCCAUUCAGCAGCUGCAGCUCCAGGACAUUUUCAGCCUGGCGAUUGAGCUUCCAGAGCUCACUGUUCCCAACACCUCGCUCACAUUUGCAUCCUGUGGGCAGACGUCCAGCCACCGUCAGGGUCAACCUCAGCCCAGCCAACACCUGCUCUGUCCUCAAAAUAACUCACAACAUCCUCCAGCAAAUAGACAACUGCUGCAGAGCUCUAUUCAGCAACCCAGCGCCGUCCCCUCCAGUGCUACGGACAUUCUGCCACCACUGAUCCAAUGCAAUGACUUUAAUUCCCCAAACACACCCAAUAUCCCCGUUCCUUUUUCAACAUCCUGUCUGCAAGGAAGCACUCACUUUGAACCACCCAACCAACAAACCCAGCAGUGGCCCCAGAGCCAGACACAGAAGCUGCCUCACAGUGGGAUCAUGCAAAACCUACCAGAACCCAUGCAGGCGUGCCACAACCAAACUUCACAAAGCCAAACAUUUCCAAAUGGUGGCCAUUUGCCAAGGAGUGUUAACGGACUGAACCACUCUCAGCAGGGGGGGCUGGCAUGUGGACAGGAAGCCACUCACAGCAGCUGCAUGUUUGACCAGCCCUUUUCAUCCGGUCCAGCAGGGGACGGCGUCUUCACAUUCUCUGGGUCUUUGUGCCUGAGCGGGGCUGGGACAUCCCUGGAUCAGAGUCCUCCUCAAGGUUCCUGCUACUUCCAGUGGGGUCGCAGUGAGCCGGUGGUGGGAACGGCCGCCAUCAGCCAGGAGAACGUCAACAUAAGCCCCCUGACCUUUUCGUCCGGCAUGUCUUCAUCAGACCACUGCUUCAACAUCCAACAGCUGCUGGAAUGCCAAAGAAAGACACAGAAAAACAACAUCCCAGAUGAACACAACAGGGGUUCCUUCUGCUCGUGAUGAAACUAUCUUCCUUUCACACAGACCUGAGCCAUGAUGUCUCGUAGAACGACAAAAGCCAGCAGUUAGCCUGUAUCAGUGCCUACCCUCUGAUUUCCACCCUUGUGUUACUGCAGUUUGUUUUAUAUUGCCCAAUCUCAUAUAUAUAUAUAUAUAUAUAUAUAUAUAUAUAUAUAUAUAUAUAUAUAUAUUUCUUUUUUUUUUUUUUUUUAACGCAUGUAUACUUCGUCCAAUGCAGUAGCUUGUCAUUUUUUUUUGUCUGAAGAUACACUAUGAUAACAAUGAAGUAUAAAGCCACAAGUGUGUUUACAAAGAUGGAGUUGGAGGUAGCUCGGAGGAUUGGUCAAGUGAAUCCAAACAGCCAAAGAAAUGUUUUUAUAAGGGAAACCGCCGCAUACUCUGUUCCCUAUAUCCAUCCGGGGACUUUCAGAUCUUUGUUAAAUACACACCUGAACUGAAUGAAAUGUCUUUUUUAGUUAAAGAUGCAGAAAAUAGUUGCCUUAGUUAAACUAAGUGGAUGCUCUAUAAGCAUUGUAAUCAGAAUUGAUCAAAAAUGCAUUCAAUCUGAAAUUAUUUGCGUGCUUUGAAUGAAACCAACGCUCAAUGUAAAAUUUUUAAAGAAAUCACAGAAGCACAUAUUAGUAUUGGCUUAACAAUGCAAAGUACAUUGAGGAAUGAAAGAAAAUUACAGUUGAAACGCAUUCAAGCAAAGUGAAAAAAAAAAAAAAGAUUUCUGUGCGUUUGUGUGUCGUCCAGCAGGGGGCAGCACAGGAGGAUGAAUCACACAAAAUAACAGUCCCUGAAUGCACCGCUUUGGAUCUUUUUGCAACUGUAAAAAUGCACAUCACAGUGAAUUAUGGCAUGUUAGCAUUUUGUUUUUUGUGAUUUGUGAAGACAUUUUAAAUAUUCCACAUUUUAUUUGAUAUACUCUUAUAUUUUCUCCAGCAGGUCUGCUUUGGUUUAAUGAAAUCUCACGUAUUUGGGAAGCAUCAGUAUGUGCAGUGUACAGAUGCUUCUGUGGUGCAUUGAACGCAUCAAUCUGUCAGAUCCGCAUUUGAUUAUGUGUUGGAAAUGCACCUCAGGAAAUCAUGAGGGUCUCCAGGUUUAUUAUGAACUAUAGGUCGACUGACAAUGGAUGUUUAUGGAUAUUUAAACCCCAUUAAAUUCAUAUUAGACUCAUAAAUAUUGACACCUGUUGAACUGAAUGUCUACGUCCUGCAGAGACACUUAAGUCCUGAAAGGUGAUAUUUUUUUCUUGUGCAACUGAUUGAUUUAUUUUUUGUGAAGCAUGAUAUCAGUAAUGAAUUAUCCUUUAUUCCUGUGGAAGAAGCAGAACUAAUUCACCCUCUCUUCACCCCUACGUUAUAUAUCAGUCUUCAGUCAUAAUGUUAAAUAGAAAAUAAGCAAAACUCUCCUAUGAAGGCAUUAAGAACAAGAGUAUUAUAAAGAUGCAUCGAGGCAAAAUACAGAUAUUUGUGUUACAAUGUAAGAAAAAUGACCAGAUUUGUCAGAAAAACAAACACUGCUUUAAAAAAACAGAUAGUGACAAAUAUCAGUACAUUUUCUUUUUGGAAUUGUUCAUUAUUUUGUGCAAAAAAGAUGAAAAAUAUCACCGUUUUGUGACUUUGGAGACUCUGUACAGGCAAAAUGACAAAUAAUUUAAUGAAUAUACUUGCAUCACUGAACAUGAAACUAAAUGUAAAAACGCAGAAGAGUCAAAAUUAAUGUUUUCCAGCGGAGAAGCCUAAUAUUAUCUGUUCAGUUUCUGCCAAUUGUGACAGUUUGUAACAUCCAGUUGUCUAUGUGUUCAGCUAACAGCCAUCACACAUGCAAACUUUACAUUACUGCUUUAUAUCCAAGUAAGUGGAGCUUUAUUAAAACAUGUAAAUAAGUAAAUAAUCCGCAAAACUAGACUGGGGUUUUAGAGGCGUUUUUGAAUACAGUGAGUCCUGUGACACUGAGCUUUAAGAAAGUAGUCCAUCAGACGUCGCAUAGAUCUUCAUCAUGUUUUUUGGACAUCUGUAAAUACUGGUGGCUGUUCAGAUUCAGGCAGACAUGACUCUAAACUGAGAAUAUCAUCAGGUUCAUCUGUCGUACAUAUAUAUAUAUUUAAGGUUUUGUUUGGACUGAGAGGAGCAGGUUUUUAGACAUUCUGGUUAUUUUUCCCCUGAUUUAAGCUCCUCCAGCUUCAGACAAACCUUAGAACACAAGAUUGCAUGACAUCUUUAUUAACCAAAACUAAGGUUGCAUUCAGGUGCUGCUCAACUUGUGAUUAAAUAAAAACCACAAGUUUGAUCAGGUGGUCAACAAUGAUUUAACCUUUGACCUUUGACUGUCAAAACCUGAUCAAUUCCCCCUUGAGUCCAAGUGAAUGUUAAGUGCACUUUACAAGCAAAAAUAAAAUCCCUCAAAAUUUACCGAAUACAUCUUAUCUAAAAGAAUUAACACAGAAAUCAACAACAAUCUUGACCUUUGACCUUUGGCCUCUUAAAUCUAAUGAGUUCAUCGUUGACUCUAAGUGAAUAUUUGUGGCAAAUGAGACCAACCCCCCCCCACACACACACACACACACAAAAAAACAAACUCAAAGCACUUAUGAAACUUCACAUUUAACCCUUGGGUGGUGUUUGGGUCUGUGGGACCCCUUUCAUUUUUUAUUUAAAGAAAAAUGAUGAGUACUUAUUUUUUAAUGAAUUGUUUCCUCUCAUAUCUUAACCUAUUACAUUUUGUAAGAAAAAAACUAACAAUGAGUAGUAGUUUAAUUCAUAAAUGUGAUCUAGCAAAAUCAAAAGGCACAUAUAUGCUUUUAUAUUGCUUGUAGUUGGGAUGAAGUAAACAUCUGUUGAGUAUUUUAACAUAAAAUUGUUUGAUUAUGUUGAAUUAAAAACACACAAAUGCAGCGGGUCCACCACACCCACAAACACUGGCUGAAGAGCAAAAAUGUGAACGCCACACAAGGGUUAGAAGGAUGGAUGAAGAAUGGACAAGGUCACAGUAGCCUUGACCUUUGACCUCUGGCCACCAAAAUCAUCUCAAUAUAUCAUUAAGUCAAAGGAACAACAUUCUGUCAAACCUUUCCUGUAAUUUCUUGCAGUUUUUUCCGGGGAUUAAUUGAUAAAAUAUAGAGAUAGAGAUUUACCACAGAUGCAUCUUAACAAAAACCGUAAAUAACAAGUCAAAUAAGAAACAGUGGUUGAAAUGAAAGUGAAACAGGAUGAGUCGACAUGUAUUGAUGCAGUUUAUGCCACGUGUGAUGGACAACCAGCAGACAGUGUAGCACUUAACGGUAAAAUCAGUUCAGUUUUUCAGUCCACUCUCUGACUCUGGCUGCUAGUUCUUUUUUCAUCCAAUGUGUUCAUCCUCCCAACUUGUCACAUUGUGAUGCUCAGUCAGGACGCCACAUUUCAAGGAGUCAUUUAGUCCAAAAGACCAAAAAAGACCAGUGGUGCUUGGCUCAUUUUGCUUUGGAACCAACAUUUUCAGCUGGUCAUUAAAUGUAGACCCAGUUUACCACAAACAGUAACUGUCUUGACUUGAAAAUUUCCUUAAAAUUCACAGAUGUGACAGAUAUAAAUGUUUUAAGUUGUCUCUUGCCUUUGAAAAUUGUCUUUAUCAGAUUUUUUUCAGAUUUUUUCUUUUUCGGAUUUGGCAGAUGUUCAUCAGCAUGUCUGUCCAAACAGCCGUUAGACUUUGUUGGACCCAUUCAGAAUAAAUCUUGUAUCCUUUUUUGGGUCUUCACUGGUUGAGGAAAGUGUAGUUGGAUUCAGUUCACAGUCGUGGUUUUAAGUUUUAUUUUUCUAUUUAUAUUUUUCUACAUGUUUCUGGUGUUUUUUUCUUGAGAACCAUCAGAAACAUUUCACAAUUUUGAAGACUUAUAUUGUCAAAUAAAUCACAUUUAUGCAAAGAGUCGAUUUUUGUCACAUUUAUGUCACUGCCAAAACUUUGAGCCACGACUGUAGGCUUUGAAACAACUGGUAGGGCUCGGAAAAGAGUCAGGGCACAGGCCAAAAGAGAGAAAGUGCAGAAUGUAAAGUCCACCAAAUGGGAUAAAAACCUGUUGUCGUCAGUUUCACUUUGGAUGUUGAAAGGGCUCUUUUUGCAUUUCAUGCAAUUUCACCCCUUUUUGUCAGUUUUGUAGAACUAAAGAUGCAGUCUGUGGAUCAGGAAUGCAGUCAGCCCCUUUAGCAGCAGCAGACGGAGGUGGAUCUUCAGCAACACACCCAAAAAUACCCGAAAGAUAUAUAUCGCAUUAAACCAAACAUUAAUUUAUGAUAUACCCAUACUAAGCCAUAUACAGUAUAAAGUUUUUUGUGCCUUUUAGCCACGUGGGCAGCUACAAAUUCAUAUAAAUAUAUGCCUCGCUGUACAAAGCAUGUUAAGAUCAUGUUUUCUUCAUUUCUUUUUUUUUUUCUCACUGUUGUUCCAGAGCUGCUCUUGUUAAUGUAAUAUCUGUUAAUUAAAAAGACACAUACACUCUGAGGGAUUUCUCUGCUUUCCAGUGCAUCUACAGCAAUAGAAACAAGGGGAAAACUACAUUUUAAUCAUGAUGUAUCUCAGAGGAGCGGAGAAUGUGGAGAUUUUUGUUUGUUCGUUGUUUUUAUGAUUUAUUUUGCUGAAUGUGUUUUCUAAAUGUUGCCUUUGGUCUAUUUUGACUUCCCUCUAUUGCGCUUUUAAUAUCAACACUACAAAAACCAACUAACGGAUUGACCUGAACAGCAUUAAUACGGCAGCUGAUAUCCGGAUUCCUGCUGCAGCGUGGGAAAUCUCUCAGUAUUUUAACUUUUUCCUCAAAAAAUCUCAUUUGUAUCCAGAGAAUACCUGAAAACAGCUGGAUCUUAAAGGCCCAGACAGGUGUGAAUGUGGCCUCUGCGUUGAAGUGAAGUGGACUGUGGCGGCUUUUAAUGAUGGACUUUAACACUGACAGGAUAACCGAGGCCACGACAAAAACAAAAUCAAAAUCUGGUGCCAAAUGUUUGAUUCUUUCCUCUUUUCACAACAGUGUUGAUGUUAAAGCUCACAUGUGCCUUGACAGUUGCCAUAUUUUUCCUUCCUUGUAAAAUAUUUGACAGUUAUUCAGCUCAGCAUAAUCCACUUUUACUUAUCCAAGUACUUAUAGUAUGUAUACUAUAAUAUAUGUCCAACAAAUAACCACCCAUUGUCUAUUGUCAAUGCUUUUUCAUAAAUAUAUUUGUGCAAUGCC